AUGGAGGUGCCCGUGCGCCCAGUGUUGCAAGUGGACGACAGGCCUGAGAAAACGCUUCCAAAAGAAACCGCGGUGGAUGUGGAAGUGGCUGGCUCUGGCGAUUCCUCCAGUGGAUCCAGGUCGGUCCCGAGCGCACCAAGAUCAGAGUCAGGACACAGCUCAGCCGAAGAAGGAAGUUUGAGAUCAGCGACCAUAGCAACUGCACUGGAGACAAGCGAGGACUGA
Molecule: messenger RNA, 225 nt
Organism: Cladocopium goreaui
Lineage: Eukaryota; Dinophyceae; Suessiales; Symbiodiniaceae
Source: the annotation of a GenBank genome assembly